Molecule: messenger RNA, 1471 nt
Organism: Lucilia sericata (common green bottle fly)
Lineage: Eukaryota; Metazoa; Arthropoda; Insecta; Diptera; Calliphoridae
Gene: Elp6
Exons: 3
Coding region: 556-1314 (252 amino acids)
Biological process (GO): tRNA wobble uridine modification
Cellular component (GO): elongator holoenzyme complex
Source: RefSeq, a predicted model, not a curated record
GUUCGAUGUAUAUGCUUCGCCUCAGAUAUUUUCGUGUUUUCGCGCCUAAUUCGAGUCGCUGCUUUGACUUCAAACCAGCUUCGUUGACGUCAACGGAGCUACACCUUUUUACAUUGCUGGUAUGUCAUACCGUAAAGGGCUAGGGUAUCGAACAUGUGUAUUUCAAAUGGGAAGUGCAGUUGAUGUCAAUUCUGCCGACUGCGAAAAGAAAUUCUGCUAGAAUUUUUCGCGCCAAGCUGUUUUCUGCAUUUUUUAUUUGCCAAAAAAAAUCUGUUGUUGUGUGUGUGCGAAAAUCUAAAAUGACUGAAAUGAUAUUCUUUAAAUAAAAAAAUAUUGUUUUACUAAAAAUUGAAAUUAAUAAGAUUGUAUGCUAUACUACUAUACCGAGGGUCAUUGUACAAAGAAACAGCAAGUGUUGGGUUGAAUUUAUUUAAAUUGUUAAUAAUUAUGAUGAAAUUUUUUUAAGGCGGGGUUUGUUUUCGUUUAAUACCCAAAAGUGUUUAUCGAAAUCUAUAUUUGGCAUAUUUGUGAGAUCUAGAAGAUUAAAAAAUAAUAAUGGCUGCUUCUGUUUUAUUUGCUUGUGGUUUGAAUGAGCAAAAACUGCCAUCAUUCAUACACAUCAGUGAGGAAUCCAAUAUUGAUGGAAGCUUCUUAAUUAGCUCCAUUCUGGGUCAACGUUUGCGUAUUUCCAAUGCUGGCACCUUACUCGUAUGUUUGCAACACAACUAUCAACACUAUUUUAAUGCUGGCAUGCGUUUGGGCUAUAAUUGCAAUAUAUUCUUGGGUAAAACUCUUCGUGUUAUAGACUCUCUGAAUGACAUGGCCGAGGAUUUCCUUAACAGCAAAUGGUUGACAAAUGAAUGCCGUUUCACCGAUUUACUGUUGGCCGAUAUUAAGCAACAAAUAUCAGGCAACAGCUUUACAUCCCGUAUUAACACCACUGUUAUUAUUGAUAAUUUGGCAAUUUUGUACAAUUUGGGUGCCACCAAGGAGGACAUACAGAAAUUCUGUCAUAAUCUGGUAGCUCUAUCGCAAGAAUUUGAGAAUUUAACCAUCAUUACAAAAAUGAGCAAUUGUGACAUAUACAAUCUAGAUGAUAAUAAUGUGGCCAAAUUGGGUUCUUUACACAUCCGUGUUGUUAAACUUAAAAGUGGUGUAUUCCGUGAAGUAGAUGGUAAAUUGUUGAUUAAGAAAAUACAAGACGAGGCCGACAACAGUUACGAAUGCAAUUAUUCAUCAAAGGAGGUUUUGUACAAAGUCAAUGAUAGAAAUGUAAAAAUUUUCAAUCCAGGAGAAAUUGGUUUAAAAUCCUAAAUAAAACAAGCAAAAUUACACAACGAUUGAAAUCAUUACAUUUAAAUCAACAUACUUUAGAAAUCAAAACCUGAAUUUACAAAAUAUAAGGUGUUUUAAAUUCAUUUGUAAUAAAUAAAAUAUCUAAUAAAAUUUUCUAAUUUAUAGGUAUAAAUCA